GUCGACCAUGCUGCCGAGCUUUGUUCGGACCUUCUCGAGAGCGAGCACGAUGGCGACGACCGAUGGCUCGAUCUUCAGCGCGAUCCAGACCAAGCUGGCCGCGGCCUUUGCGCCCACGCAUCUCCAAGUGCUCAACGAGAGCUACAUGCACAACGUGCCAAAGGGCUCUGAGACGCACUUCAAGGUGAUUGUGGUCUCGGACCACUUUGAGGGCAAGCCGCUCCUCCAGCGCCAUCGCAUGGUCAACGCCGUCUUGGACGACGAGCUCACGAAGGGCGGCGUCCACGCGCUCUCGAUCCAGAGCAAGACGCCGUCGCAGUGGGAGGCCAACAGCACUGUGCGCCCAUCGCCGACGUGCCAGGGCGGCAUGAAGCACGAGAAGAAGACGCCGUAAGACACGAUACAGGCAAUAUGACGUGCUUUCAAAUGUAAAGCUAUCUCGACUGUCUCGACGCGCCGCGACGCCGGCGGAACCGAUCGCCGAGAGCUCGUGCAUAGUCGAGGCCGCCCGGGUUGGCGCGCGCGAGAAGCUGGGCGUAUUUGCGUUCAACGCGCUUGGCAAAAGCAA
Saprolegnia diclina VS20 is the source of this 568-nucleotide messenger RNA. Its product is annotated as BolA protein. The record is from RefSeq and is a predicted model, not a curated record. The coding region runs from base 8 to 394 and encodes 128 amino acids. Gene Ontology annotation, cellular component: mitochondrion. The transcript has 3 exons. Lineage: Eukaryota; Oomycota; Saprolegniomycetes; Saprolegniales; Saprolegniaceae.